Messenger RNA from Pan troglodytes (chimpanzee), 823 nucleotides. It is a transcript of the gene RPS15, whose product is annotated as ribosomal protein S15. Gene Ontology annotation, molecular function: RNA binding; structural constituent of ribosome. Lineage: Eukaryota; Metazoa; Chordata; Mammalia; Primates; Hominidae. Gene Ontology annotation, cellular component: ribosome; cytosolic small ribosomal subunit. Bases 354 to 791 code for a protein of 145 amino acids. The transcript is spliced from 4 exons. Gene Ontology annotation, biological process: ribosomal small subunit assembly; translation. The record is from RefSeq and is a predicted model, not a curated record.
UGGGACCUGAACCGCCAAACCGCACCUACGAGCAAACAGUAGGCGCUCCAUAAAUACUUGUUGAUGUGGGUGCCAUCGUGUAGAUGACGGAGCACGAACCCGAGGCUCAGACAGGGGCGGCGACUUGUCCAAAGUCCCACUCCGUGGAGGAAGCGGCUCUGCAGACCUCAGGCGGCGGCUGCUCUAAUCCCCGCAGCCUGUGUUUUGCCCUCCAGACGGCAGAGGGCGCGUGUUCGCCGCCGGGAAAGCGGAAGCGCGUGUGCGCGCACGGCCGAGGGGGCGGGACAUGCCGGCAGUCUCGCGAUAACUGCGCAGGCGCGGACCGAAGCGAUCUCUUCUGAGGAUCCGGCAAGAUGGCAGAAGUAGAGCAGAAGAAGAAGCGGACCUUCCGCAAGUUCACCUACCGCGGCGUGGACCUGGACCAGCUGCUGGACAUGUCCUACGAGCAGCUGAUGCAGCUGUACAGUGCGCGCCAGCGGCGGCGGCUGAACCGGGGCCUGCGGCGGAAGCAGCACUCCCUGCUGAAGCGCCUGCGCAAGGCCAAGAAGGAGGCGCCGCCCAUGGAGAAGCCGGAAGUGGUGAAGACGCACCUGCGGGACAUGAUCAUCCUACCCGAGAUGGUGGGCAGCAUGGUGGGCGUCUACAACGGCAAGACCUUCAACCAGGUGGAGAUCAAGCCCGAGAUGAUCGGCCACUACCUGGGCGAGUUCUCCAUCACCUACAAGCCCGUAAAGCACGGCCGGCCCGGCAUCGGGGCCACCCACUCCUCCCGCUUCAUCCCCCUCAAGUAAUGGCUCAGCUAAUAAAGGCACACAUGACUCCA